AUGGAGAGCGGCGCAUUCAACCUCUUCUUCACGCACCCCCUCUCUCAACACCCAGUCGUGACCAUCAUAUCGAAACGUCAACACAAUACGGAUGACGCUCUGUCCGCGAGCCACGCCACCGACUCACGCUCUCGUUCCACGAACACGAUGGCGAAGCAAUGUCAGAAUGACGGAAACGCGGCCCUGCCAAAAGCGAAGCGACCCAAACUUUCGGCCAUAAUAUGCGCCGGCGCGAAGGCCGUGGCCACCAAAACUACCUCAGCGUUGCUGAAGUUACCGAGCGAACUUCUGAACUCGAUCUACGAAUACGUCUUGACAAGUGAAGAUGAUCUCCUAGAGCACGUCGUUGUUCCAGAAGCUUCCAGCAGCGCUUCACCAAACGAUCAAACCUGGAGCGUUCCCGCGGCUGAAUCACCGUCCACUAGCGAGAAAUCUUGCCGUUUUACAUCAUCUGAGCAGCAUGGCAAUGGCGGGCCUGCUCUCGAAGUCAGCAACCGCUCAAACACCCUCAACAAUGCGUCCGACACUAUCUUUGCCCACUACUUGCAAAAGGACGGCUCUGAAUUCAAUCAGCUCAAAUACGUUUGUAAGAAGCUUUGGCGCGAGACGUGCCGGAUAGAAUUGAAGUACAACGGCGUACUGUUUACAGACGAAGCUGGUGUGGGCGUCGUUCAAGUCGAGCAAUUCUUUGCCGCAUGCGCUCCGUCACAACGCCGAUGGCUAAAGAAGGUCACCAUAUUGAGCGGGCGCGAUGUGGAUCUCGAAGAGCACCUCUUCCAGACUCUAGAAACUCCGGUAAACUUCAACCUGAUCCUCUUUAUGCCCUAUCAAGAGUAUGUGCGGCUCGACGCCUUCUGCUUCCAUCAUCUUUGGAUGAGUAUCGAAUUCGUCAUCAAUCCGUACCGGUUCGUCAACGGAAGUCACAACAGAAGUCAAGACGAAUAUGGGCCAAUCAGGUCGACGCCACUUGUUUACGGUAUGAUUAUACACUAUGCUCUACGCAAUACGAUCCCCCUAGGGUUGGAUUUCAUCAGUCCCGUGGCGCAGACAUAUCUAGAAAUGCUGGGGUGGCCGCAAGAUAACGCAAGGCCUCUUCUACAAGCCCCAAACCUUAGGAUCUACCCACAGAACUUGGUCCGCGGUAUUGGGAUCGGCGUGCUUUUGGAGCAUUUCGAGAGGUACAAAACCCACGGAGACGAUGAAAAGAAGCUUCUGGCCCUAUUCCAUAAGUCGUUGACGCAAGGCAUAUAG
Messenger RNA from Didymosphaeria variabile, 1251 nucleotides. RefSeq lists its product as uncharacterized. NCBI's taxonomy places the organism in Eukaryota, Fungi, Ascomycota, Dothideomycetes, Pleosporales, Didymosphaeriaceae. The record is from RefSeq and is a predicted model, not a curated record. The transcript has a single exon. The coding region runs from base 1 to 1251 and encodes 416 amino acids.